AUGGCGGCCAGGAGCGUGUCCCCCGGAGGCGCGCUUCUCCGGACUUCGCGCAUGUUUGCGAUGGCAGACCCAAUCCCUCCACCACCCAUCGAGGGCGCUGCGGGCAGCUUUUUUAGCUCUACCACGGCGACAGUCGCCUUCCCGACUCACCAGGUCAUCACGACCCUUAGCUCCUCGAGGAAAUUGGGAGAUUGGGGUCUCAAGCGGCCGUUGCCCCUCAAGUCGACGACCAAGUCGUCCAACCCGAUGCUGCGCGUUAAAGCUAUCGACACGAUCGAGCAGAUCACGGACUACAGCUCGGCCACCGACCACGGCAUCACACUACGAAAGUUCCAGGAGCUUGGAAUCCCUGUUACGGCACGCCGGCCAGCCGGCGGGGACCGCCCAGAGAGCACAACUACUAUGAACCUACCACAGAUGUCCGCGUUCGAGGAAGCGCUCGAUGCUACGGAUAUCGACCCCGACAAGCGAGCUGAACUCGUGGACAUGCGGUGGAAGUUUACCGGCCCCUGGUUAGCUGGCAUGACGCAGGGCGAGUUCAACAAGUGGUUGGCGAAGGAAGUUCGACCCAAGCGACCUGCGUUCCGCCAGUUUCUGAAGAAGAAGAUCGCCAGCGAGCGCCAUGUGGCGAUAGCGAAGGAGGCCUUGGAUAAGGGGCAGGAGCAACCCCCUAUGGUGGACUCAAGCACGGUGACAGAGGACGAGCUUAUCGACUACCUUCGCAAGUUGCGGCACAACAACCAGGCGUUGUACGACAUGGUCGGCCAGUUCCUCGACCUAGCACCGCUCAUGCCUCCCGACGUCAGUCAGACGGGCCUUCCCAAGGAGAAGGUCAGGGCGCUUCAGUUCAGCGAGGUGAAAACCCCGUAUGCUGAGCGUGGUCCCCCGGUUACGCAUCCCUCGGCCGGUCUAUCGUACCUGCCCACGGGGGCCAGGAUUGGUGUGGCCGGUUUGAUCGUCAACACCGCGUUGGGUGACACGCGCUUUAAUCAGCGGAAUAACCCGGCCGCCGUCUUCGACAAGAUCGACCCCAGCGUUGAGGGUGGCGCCAAGGUGUGGGUGCAGCCCACGAGGGCGGCGGUGGACUCGGUCGGUUGCGUGGUCCUGUCGGUCAACGACGCCUCGGUGGAGGCCACCCUCGUUGCGCAGGAGUUGCUUGGCAACGCCGUUUGCCUUGGUGCAGAGCGGGCGGAGGAUGAGAUGACCAGACGCGAGACGGCCAAUGACCUGAGGCGGAGAUAUAGGGCGCCCGACUCACCUACUGCGAUGUCGAGUGCCCGGGACUACGGACUGAGCGAGUAG
Chaetomium globosum CBS 148.51 is the source of this 1302-nucleotide messenger RNA. RefSeq lists its product as uncharacterized. Gene Ontology annotation, biological process: mitochondrial translational initiation. The transcript is spliced from 2 exons. Gene Ontology annotation, cellular component: mitochondrial small ribosomal subunit. Gene Ontology annotation, molecular function: structural constituent of ribosome. The record is from RefSeq and is a predicted model, not a curated record. The coding region runs from base 1 to 1302 and encodes 433 amino acids. NCBI's taxonomy places the organism in Eukaryota, Fungi, Ascomycota, Sordariomycetes, Sordariales, Chaetomiaceae.